Drosophila miranda is the source of this 2041-nucleotide messenger RNA. RefSeq names its product protein rhomboid (gene stet). Gene Ontology annotation, cellular component: membrane. The transcript has 7 exons. NCBI's taxonomy places the organism in Eukaryota, Metazoa, Arthropoda, Insecta, Diptera, Drosophilidae. The record is from RefSeq and is a predicted model, not a curated record. Gene Ontology annotation, molecular function: serine-type endopeptidase activity. The coding region runs from base 26 to 1495 and encodes 489 amino acids.
UCAAACCUGGAUAGCAACGUAGUGCAUGAGCAUGUGGCCUGGCUCCGAGCGAGGCAGCUCGCGGGCCCUGGAGAUCAUCCCCACGAGUCAGCAGAAUGCAGGCGGUAGUAGUCAGCAGGAGACUCUGGCCGAUAUCGAGCAUAUAUCCACCAUAGCUGGAUCGCUGGCCUCCAUUGGGUCCAUAUCGCACACGCAAAUGAGAUAUCAAUGUACAAACGAUGCCGGCUACGAUACGGAACAUACCUCCCUAAACUCGGACUUCGACGAGGCUGAACUGCGCAGGGAACUGCUGAGAGAUAAAUGGAAACUCCUCUUUGACAUGUUCGAUCCUGAAGGUUUUGGUGAAAUAUGCGUCACGGAAUUCUUAUUGGCCCUCACAUCGCCGGAGUUCCUCUCCCAAGUGCCUAUGAACAAGCGAGAGCUGCUGCUAGAGCGUGCCAAGAAGGCCCAAACGCCCACUGGUCCCGGCUAUGUGACGUUCCAGGACUUUGUGAAUGUGAUGAGCGGCAAGCGCACGCGCAGCUUCAAAUGCGCAGUCCAUCAUCGGGAUCGCGAGGUCUGCUCUGAGAACGACUUUCAGCUGGUGCUGAACGAGCCGCCGCUCUUCAGAAAGAUGGUCCAUGCCGUCGCGAUGGAAAUACUCCCCGAGGAGAGGGAUCGCAAGUACUACGCGGACCGGUACACCUGCUGUCCGCCGCCCUUCUUCAUUAUCCUCGUGACCGUCGUUGAGCUGGGCUUCUUUGUGUAUCACACGAUGGUCACGGGAGAGGCCGCGCCGCGAGGACCCAUACCCACCGACUCGAUGUUCAUCUACCGACCGGACAAGCGGCACGAGAUCUGGCGCUUCCUCUGCUACAUGGUGCUGCACGCCGGAUGGCUGCACUUGGGCUUCAACGUGGCCGUGCAGCUGCUGUUCGGCCUGCCGCUGGAGAUGGUCCACGGCUCGACGAGGAUCGCCUGCAUCUACUUCUCGGGCGUGCUGGCCGGCUCGCUGGGCACCAGCAUCUUCGACCCGGAGGUGUUCCUGGUGGGCGCCAGUGGCGGUGUCUACGCUCUGCUGGCCGCCCACCUGGCGAAUGUCCUGCUCAACUAUCACCAGAUGCGCUACGGCGUCGUACGGCUGCUGCAUAUAUUAGUUUUUGUUUCAUUUGAUUUUGGUUUCGCCAUCUACGCGCGCUAUGCUGGCGAGGAUGUGCUGCUGUCGAGUAGCGCCGCCGACGAUGUUCAGCAGCACCAUGCCGCCACGGAGGCCGCUGUCUCGUUUGUGGCCCAUCUGGCGGGCGCCGUGGCGGGCCUCACCAUCGGACUGCUGGUGCUGAAGAGCUUCGAGCAGAAGCUGCACGAGAACCUCCUCUGGUGGAUCGCCCUCGGCACCUACUCGGCCCUGGUGGUCUUCGCCAUUGCCUUCAACAUCCUGCACGGCUUCACGUUGUUCAAUAUGCGCAUGGAGAAGGUUCGCGUCACGGAGACGUACUUCAACGACUUUCAGGUGUGAAAGGAGGAGAGACAUCUUGGACACCCUGCUGUAUCCUGCAGUAUCCUGCUUUGUUUUUUUUGUAUUCGGUUACAUUUUCGGAUCGUUUCUGUUCAUUUUCGUUCCGUUCCGUUGGAGUUUUUAUUGUUUUUUCGGAAGGCGAUUAAGUUUGCAGUUUUCUAGUUUCUAGUUUCUAGUUUUCCAAUUUCAUUGUUUUGUAAUGUGCGUAUCUGUACAAUCAGGCAGGUAUAUCGAGCACUAUAUCUAUAUCUACAUAUAUCUAGGGGACAAAUCGUGUGUCGUUUAAUCCAUUACAUAUUUUGUUCUAUUUUCGGUAGUUAAGUACAAAGAACCGAUGCGAAAAGUAUUAUCAGAGAUCAUUGAAUUAGAGAUAUUUACAACAAAUCGAACUGAUUAGGUGUAACAUAAUGCUCAAGGAAUUCGAUAUAUAUACACACAUAUAUAUAAAUGCAAGACUUUCUAGGGAUAAACAAUUUAAGCUGAAAGAAAAAAAAAUACAAAAAAUAAAUAUAUAUAUUGCUUUAUGCGCUAUAUGGAAACCGAUAA